This is a messenger RNA of Priapulus caudatus, 3363 nucleotides long. RefSeq names its product serendipity locus protein H-1-like. Gene Ontology annotation, biological process: regulation of cytokine production; negative regulation of transcription by RNA polymerase II; regulation of immune system process. Gene Ontology annotation, molecular function: protein binding. The transcript is spliced from 6 exons. The record is from RefSeq and is a predicted model, not a curated record. Lineage: Eukaryota; Metazoa; Priapulida; Priapulimorpha; Priapulimorphida; Priapulidae. The coding region runs from base 445 to 3363 and encodes 972 amino acids.
CUGUGUAAAACUAAAACCAAAUCGAAAUGACGGCUGUUAAAAUGCAGUACUGCGGUUCGUGAGAUAUAUUUAAAUUUUAUCACGCAUGUUUUGUAAACAAAAAGCGCUUUAAAAACAAUAUGCGGGACGGGUAGUGAAAGUGAGUGGCCUCGUUUUGACCCGGAACAAAAUGGCGGUCCCUGAAUACAGAUUUUCUAAAUUUGAUAGGAAAAGUUAUUAAAUAUCGUUCGUGUCGUGGUCAAUCGCAAAUCAUAAAGCAGCUAUUGCAAGGAAAUGCGAUGUCAGAGAUGAGUACGCAGUAGAGUCUGGCGGGAUAGAUCCGUUAAUCGGCUGAAAUGUGAGUUCUGUGUGACCUCUCCCAUGAUGCUAAACAUACUUUUAAGUUUUACAUAAUCCACGAAAAUUCGUUUAGAUUGGUGACUGUGGUACUGUGUGCUGUGGUAGAUGAGGCUCAGUGAGGGUGACACAACUCCGCAGAAAGGACUGCUUGAAAACGGAAACAUGGCCGCAUUGACGUUAGUCAACAAUAACGUCAAUGCGAUGAACUUCACCGAAAAUCAACACGGAAAUGUCAUUUUGGAACGACUAAAGCAGCAGAAGGACGCGGGAAGGUUCUGCGACGUCGUGCUACACGUUCAGGGCCGGCAGUACCAGGCGCACAGAAACGUGCUCGCCGCCUGCAGUCCGUAUUUCGACUCCAUACUUAAGGUUCACCACAUCGUCAAGGAGCAGCUGACGAUAACAUGCCAGAACCACGAGGUUUUCCAGCUCCUGCUCAACUACAUGUACACGGGCAACGUCGUCAUCGACAAGCACAACGUCUCCGAGCUGCUGAAGCUUGCCAACCACUUCCUCGUCUCGAAGCUGAAGAGCUACUGCGCUGAGUACCUCGACCGGUACCUCGACGUCACCAACUGCCUCAGCGUCAAAGAACUCGCCGAGAAAUACAACAUGCCCGCGCUCGUCAAAAACGCGACGCACUUCCUGCACAGCAACGUCGCCGAGAUCCUCGAACACGGAGAAGUUCUCGCACUCGCCGCUCCAAAGAUCGAGACGCUCCUCUCCGAUAAGAACGUUGUCGUCGACCAGGAGCGGCUGAUCCGCUUCAUCGUGCGCUGGAUCAAGCACGACGUGGGCACGCGCGAUCGCGACAUCCGCGCGCUGCUUGCGCUUGUCUCGUGGAAGCGCGUCCCUGACGGCUUUGUCGUGCGACAGCUGGAACGCGACCCGCUCUUCAAGGAGAGUCCGCGCUGUCUCUUCAUGACGCUGCAGGCGCUGCGGGAGAACGGACUCCCACUGGGGAAGUACGAAAACCUCCUCGUAGCGCUGGAGGAGAACUGCGGCGUCGACCUGCAGCAUUGUGAUAACGACGUGUUCAUCAACCUUGCCGUGUCGGCUGCCGUCGCCGGCGGCGGCGUGAAGGUUCGUAAGGACGAGAACAACGUGAACAACAACGCGAACAAGAAGUUUGAGUCGUCGGCGGCAGCGGUGCAGACGAACGGCUGGCCGCAGCGCAAUCUCAACAACAACUCGCUCGUCAAGGAAUCUCAGACGCGUGCCAAUGGCUCUCAGUCACCGCACAGAAGAAAGAAUGUUACUCCUAUCAAACUGCGGAUUGCCAAGCAACAGGCUCUGCAACAACAGCAGCAGCAGCAGCAGCAGCAGCAGCAUGGGUCGACGCCGAAAAGGAAGCCAGGGAGACCACGGAAAACCACAGCGACGGACGACAGCCUAAAGCACAAAAAGAUCACCAAAAAUAACCACCAGUUGGAGGACGUGGAGUCUCCGCCGGAGGAUGAGCAUCAUCACGAGAUCCUCGUUAACGGACGCGGUCCCGGCAGCGACUACGAUGACGCCCCGGACGACGAGCUGUCCGACAACUCCUCCUUGAGUCUCGACGAAGUCGGAAAACCCAGGAAGAAACGCAUGAAAUUCAACGACGGUCUGGAGAACGGCGGCGGCAAGGAUGGGAUGAAGUGUCCCGACUGCUGCUACAUGGCUCACAAUCAGACGCGCCUGGACCAGCACCGCGACAAGGCGCACUCUCGCAACACCGUCUACCACUGCAGCAUCUGCGACUUUGACUGCAAGUGGAACCGCGAGUACUACAUGCACAUGAAGACGCACUUCAGCGGACCGCCCUUCAAGUGCGACCAGUGCGACUACAGCACCGAUCGCAUCCAGCCGAUCCUCUCGCACCGCAUGAAGCACACCGACGAGAAACCGUUCGAGUGCACGGAGUGUGAGUACCGCUGCCGCACGAAGAACAACCUCACCGCGCACAUGCGCUCGCACACGGGCGAGAAGCCGUUCCGCUGCGACGAGUGCGGCCGCUGCUUCGCGAUCAAGUCGACGCUCGACCAGCAUCUCGUGACGCACAGCGACGACCGGCCGUAUCUCUGCGACACGUGCGGAUUCUCCACCAAGUACCAGUCGCACCUGAUCGCGCACAAGCGCAUACACACGGGCGACGUCUACACGUGCCAGUACCCGAAGUGCACGUACUCGUCGCCGAAGAAGAGCCAGCUGAAGGCGCACAUGCGCACGCACGCCGCGAUUCGCUCGCACGUGUGCGCCGCGUGCGGCCGCGGCUUCGUCGAGAAGAGCCACCUGGUGAGACACGAGCGCAUCCACCUGGAGGAGAAACCGUUUCGCUGCGCGCUGUGCGAGUACGGGAGUUCCCGUCGCGACAAGCUCAAGGAGCACGUCGCCAAGCACCACGGCGACGCCGCCACCGCGAGGGCCCCAUACAAGGCGCGUCGUCCGCCGCCGCCGCCGCCCGCGGGCCUCCCCGCGUCCGCCGACACCAGCCCCCCGCAGUCGCUGUCGUCGAUGGGCCAGCAGACGAGCCCUCAGACGUCCGACUACCAGUUUGAUGGGAUGGAGGCGGGUGGAGGCAGCGACGACGCUCCCGAACACAAGGUGUUCGACCAGCAGGUGGCCGACGUGACGACUCACGUCAUCGACAAUAUCAGCGUGCAGCAGAUGGCCGUCGACAUGACGCGCGGCAGCCUGGAGAUGGCGCCACGCGCGUCCAUCGACAUCCCGCGCAGCCUCGCGAUGGAGCUUGACCCUCGCAUCGUGCAGCAGAUGCAGCAGCAGCAGCAGCAGCAGCAGCAUGAGAUGGAGCGGGGGCUGUCCGGCUCGCUCGCGGGCAUGUCGCAGGCUGGCUACCCCGGCCAGCAGUGCGACUUUGGAGGCUGGCGGAAGCCGCUGCUAGUCUCGGUGUGGGAGGCGGAGAUUUGCCGGGUCUUGGUACCGAAUAGAGACUCGGGGGAUGGUAACAUAGCAGCUCGCACAUCGCUUACGCUGCCGGUUGUACGGGAUGCGAAGGUGGAGAAGGUGCAGUCCCGGGUGCGUUAA